AUGUCAGGUCUCGAUGUCGAAGCUCUUCUUGAUUCCACGGCAGCAAAUGGCGUCAAAGAAUCAGAGUCUCACUCCAAAGAUCGUGAUCGCGAAGACCGACACAAAAGCGAUCGCUAUGAGCGCCGUGACCGCGACCGACAUCGAGAUGGCUCACGAGACCGGGACAGAGACCGAAAGCGACGUGACCGCAGCAGAGACCGUCGACGAGACAAGGAUGGCGACGAGGACAUGAACAGCCCAAAGAGCGACCGUGCAAGUGCUAACGGGAGCUAUAGAAGCAGAAAGAGAAGUCGAUCCCGAGAUAGCGAUCGACGCCACUCUCGGCGUGAUAGGCAUGGAGAUGACAGCUACCGAGGUGACUUCUAUCGGGGAGGGCGUCAUGGAAGAUCCCGAUCAAAAUCUCCAGCGGACGAUAGAUACUAUCGGCCUGGCGUAAAUGGUAGAGUCCGUCGUGACGAAGUGGAGCCAGAAGGUGAUAGGCCUAGGUCUAGACGUGAUGAUGAUAGGAAACGACGUCGAUCUCCAAGUCCUAAGAAACGUGCUAAGAGCAAGACUCCAGAGCCUCAGCUUACCGAAGAUGAACGUGACCGACGUACUGUCUUCGUCCAACAGCUUGCGGCGCGGCUGAGGACCAAAGAGCUCAUCCAAUUCUUCGAAAAAGUCGGACCUGUCAAAGAGGCUCAGAUUGUCAAGGACCGUGUAAGUGGUCGAUCCAAAGGUGUUGGCUACGUCGAGUUCCGUCAGGAAGAGUCUGUUCCGCUUGCGAUACAACUCACUGGACAGAAACUGCUCGGAAUUCCAAUCAUCGCACAGCUUACUGAAGCAGAGAAAAACCGUCAAGCCCGCAACCCAGAAGCUACCAGUGGCAACCAUAACAGCGUUCCUUUCCAUCGGCUGUAUGUUGGUAACAUUCAUUUCAGCAUCACUGAGAGCGACUUACAGAAUGUUUUUGAACCGUUUGGCGAGCUAGAGUUCGUUCAGCUGCAGAAAGAGGAACAAGGCAGAAGCAGAGGUUAUGGCUUUGUACAGUUUCGUGACCCGAACCAGGCACGAGAAGCACUCGAAAAGAUGAAUGGCUUUGAUCUUGCAGGCCGACCCAUCCGUGUAGGUCUUGGCAAUGACAAAUUUACCCCUGAGUCUACAGCAAAUCUCCUCCAACGCUUCCAGGGUCAGGGCCCAGGCCCAGGCCCGAAUCAGCUCAACUUCCAAGGAUCUGCCUUCUCUGGCUCUGGAGGUCGUGGUGCUCAAGCUGGCGGCUCUGGAGGAAAUUUUGACCGUGCUGGUGGCCGCGACAACGAGAAAGGCGCUGGUGGUGCUAGCGCUCUUGAUGACACAGAUGUUGCCGGUGUGAAUUUCAAUAACUACAGCCGAGAUGCAUUGAUGAGAAAACUUGCUCGCACAGACGAGCCUGCAGAACCUGCUGAAGACAGACGCAGAAUGGCUCAGCCGAAAGCCGAAUCGAAGCCACUACCUGUUGCCGUGAGCCAAGCCAGCCGCUGUGUGCUUCUCCGUAACAUGUUCAAUCCGGCCGAAGAAGAGGGUGAUGCCUGGGUCAAGGAGCUCGAAGACGAUGUGAAGGCUGAAUGUGAAAAGAAAUACGGUCAUGUUGUCCACAUUGCCCUUGAUCCAAACACUCAAGGUGAUAUCUACCUCAAGUUUGAUCGUGUACAGGGAGGCGAAAAUGCCAUCAAGGGACUCAAUGGAAGGUUCUUCGGUGGUCGGCAGAUCAGCGCUCAACCUAUCGUCGACGCUGUCUACCGCAGUCUUUUCUCUAAAGCUAUCUAG
Messenger RNA from Endocarpon pusillum Z07020, 1785 nucleotides. RefSeq lists its product as uncharacterized. Bases 1 to 1785 code for a protein of 594 amino acids. Gene Ontology annotation, cellular component: nucleus. Gene Ontology annotation, molecular function: RNA binding. Gene Ontology annotation, biological process: mRNA processing. The record is from RefSeq and is a predicted model, not a curated record. Lineage: Eukaryota; Fungi; Ascomycota; Eurotiomycetes; Verrucariales; Verrucariaceae. The transcript has 4 exons.